UUUGAAUCAAAACUAAAGAUUGCCAUGGAAUACAGUUCAGUGCACGAUUUACAUAGUUUUCGAACAUUGGAUUUUUGAAGUUUAGAAGCGAAAAUGUCUUCCACUUCCUCUUCCUUUUUCGUGUGAAACGCAGCCAAUAUGAAAGCUAAGGGAUUGUUGAAAGAAUAUGAAGUUAUUGGGCGUAAAUUGCCCACCGAGAAGGAGCCACAGACUCCGCUCUACAAAAUGCGGAUCUUUGCUCCCGACAGCAUUGUGGCCAAGUCACGGUUCUGGUAUUUCUUGCGACAACUGAAGAAGUUCAAGAAGACUACCGGCGAAAUCGUUUCUUUGAAACGCAUCUACGAAAGCUCACCGAUCAAAAUCAAGAACUUUGGCAUCUGGUUGCGUUAUGACUCGCGAUCAGGUACGCAUAACAUGUAUCGUGAGUACCGUGAUCUGACGGUGGGCGGAGCAGUGACACAGUGCUACCGGGAUAUGGGCGCCAGACAUCGGGCGCGCGCGCAUUCCAUCCAAAUUAUCAAGGUAGAAUCAGUGGCAGCCAGCAAAACUAGGAGGCCGCACGUCAAGCAGUUCCACGAUUCCAAGAUCCGAUUCCCAUUGGUACAGCGCGUCCACCACAAGGGCAACAGGAAACUGUUCUCAUUCAGGAAGCCAAGAACCUACUUCAUGUAAAGAGAUAGGAGUUAAUAUUUUUGAUGAGUCUGGAGGAAAGUACAGUGGAAAUAAAGUGAUAUUUCCUAAA
Messenger RNA from Hermetia illucens (black soldier fly), 742 nucleotides. RefSeq names its product 60S ribosomal protein L18a (gene RpL18A). Bases 139 to 672 code for a protein of 177 amino acids. NCBI's taxonomy places the organism in Eukaryota, Metazoa, Arthropoda, Insecta, Diptera, Stratiomyidae. The transcript has 2 exons. Gene Ontology annotation, molecular function: structural constituent of ribosome. Gene Ontology annotation, cellular component: ribosome; cytosolic large ribosomal subunit. The record is from RefSeq and is a predicted model, not a curated record. Gene Ontology annotation, biological process: translation.